Molecule: messenger RNA, 2085 nt
Organism: Myzus persicae (green peach aphid)
Lineage: Eukaryota; Metazoa; Arthropoda; Insecta; Hemiptera; Aphididae
Product: zinc finger MYM-type protein 1-like
Exons: 4
Source: RefSeq, a predicted model, not a curated record
AUGAUGAAUAAUUUUUUUAUAAAAAAGCCUAAAUUAAAUUUAUUGGAAAAUGAAGUCGAAGACACACCACAUACAUCAAGUUUAUGUCCAGAGUUGAACAAUGAAACAUCUACCUCAAACGUUAAUAUUUAUGAUAUUGGGAAAUAUUUGAAUCAAACUGUAAGUAACGAAUUGAAGUAUAAAUUAUUAGUAAAUAAAUGGACACCCGAUGAAACUUAUAAAUUUCCCAUAGUUGGAAAAAGAAAUUUAAAAUUCCAGUUUAAUUGGUUUAAACGAUUUUCUUGGCUUGCUUACACAACAAUAGGCGAACAAGGAGCAAUGUGCACGUUUUGUGUUUUAUUUGCCAGGGAUUUCGGAGGAAAGGGAAAUCAUCAACAAUUAGGAAUCUUAGUUAAUAAGCCAUUUAAUAAUUGGAAAAAAGCUAUUGAAACUUUAUCCCAUCAUAGCACAACACAGUUUCAUAAAAAUAGUGUAAUAUUUGGUGAAAAUUUUAUUAACACGUAUACCAAACUUCAACCAGAUAUUCGACAACAACUCGAUUCCUUAGCACUUCGAGGGCGAAAUGAUUCGGGUCCUCUUGAUUUAAAUAUUGUUGAACCUGAUCAUAAUGAUGGUAAUUUAAGAGCACUGUUGCGUAUGCGAAUUUCAUGCGGAGACAAACAAUUAAUUAAUCAUAUUGAAAAUCAGUCUUUAAACGCUAUAUACAUAAGUCCUACGAAGUCGUUUUCGGUUCUCGUUGACGAAACUACCGACAUAUCACGCAUAGAACAAUUGACUCUUUGUAUUAGAUAUAUAGAUUCAGUAGAGACAACUAAUACUAUUAAUUAUGUUUUACGUGAAGACUUUUUACAAUUUGUACCGGUUCACAGCACUACUGGUCAAAACCUAGCCUCUGUAAUAAUAAAUUCAUUACAAGCACUUGGAAUUAACGAUAAAUAUAUGGUCGGUCAGGGUUAUGAUGGCGCUGCGUCCAUGAGUGGAAAUCUUAAAGGCGUCCAAACUAUUAUAAGGGAAAGUCAUCCAGCAGCACUUUACGUGCAUUGUAGUGCGCACUCUUUAAAUUUAGCGCUAGCUCAUUCGUGCAAUGUUCAAUACGUCAGAAAUUGUAUUGGUACAAUAAAAUCUAUUGGAAAUUUCAUUAAAAGUUCGGCUAUGCGGACAAAUAUAUUAAAAACUAAAAUAAAAAACAUUUUACCUAAUACCAAGUGGACUAAACUGACAUCAAUGUGUGACACUCGUUGGGUUGAAAACCACAACGGAAUUCAAAGAUUUGUUGAAAUUUUUCAACCCAUUGUUGAAACUUUGGAAGAAUUACAAUUAGUUCAAGACAUCAAUACGUCAUCAAAAUCAAUUCAAUUUUAUCGAGCAAUAGUUACUAGUGAAUUUAUAUUAAGUAUGGUUACAUCAAAUACUCUGUUUUCAAUGACACUUCCACUGUGUAAAAGUUUACAAUCAGUUAGUUGUGACUUAGUAGAAGCUGUACAACAUAUCGAGACAAUACUAAACGAAUUAACUCAUUUACGUGAAAAUAUUGAUCAUACGUUUAAUGACAUUUUUGAAAAACCUGAACUUCUUUUAAAAUCUAUUGACGGAGAAGAAAAUAUUAGAAUUCCCAGAAUAGUAGCUCGUCAACAAAAUCGUGUGAAUAUUGUUACUAAUUGUCCGAAAACAUAUUUUCGUAUAGCUAUUGCAAUACCAUUUUUUGAUGAUUUUAUAAGACAAUUAAAAGAACGCUUCACUAACCAUAAAAAAAUAAUAUCUUCGCUGUGCUUUUUACUUCCCAAUAAAUGUACUAAUUCCGAAUUAGAAGCAAGUGAUUUCGAAUUAUACUCAGAGUUUUUAGAUUUGGAUGCACUUUCGAACGAGUUAAGACUUUGGAAAAGAAAAUGGUGUGAUAAACCAAUAUUAGAACGAUCUCCUGAAAUACUUGAAGCAUAUUCAAAUUUAACUACGGCGACACCGGAAAGAACUUUUUCGACGCUGAAAAGAAUAAAAAAUUACCUAAGGAAUGCAACUGGAGAAGACCGAUUGACUGGCCUAGCAUUACUCAGUGUACAUAGGAAUAUCGUUGUAGAUCCAGAAGAA